AUGGUUAUUGUCCAACCACAUUACCAAGCGCGAGCUGCUGUGGACGAUCUCGUCGAUGCCGCGGCCGACCUGAUCAGCGUGCUGCCCGAGCUGCGGCCGCUCGACCGCUCCACCUUCAAUGCCGGCUAUGAGGUCUGGCGCGCGAUCGCUGCGGUGCCUGCUGGGGAGCGGUACCGCAUCCUCGAGGGCCUGGAGCCGGGGUCCAUUAGGAACCUCUGGAAGGCCAGUGUUGGCAGCGCCGGCCUGCCCGGCGAACGCGCCCGAUGCCGCCUCGUCGCCUUCCCCUCCAUGGCGCCUGUGCGGCUUCCGGCCAGAUAUGCCUUGUCCGAGGAGCGGGCGGCGGAGAUCUACAAGGAUUACGUGAUCUGGAUGGAUCUGCCCGCCCAGCCGGGGCAGAUCUUCACCUACGCAGGGAUCUGCGAGAAGCUGCAGCUGGGCGCCCCCGGCGCCCCCCUGCCCGCCGCCGGCGCCGUCCCCCCGCCGCCCGGCGGCGGCGGCUCCCGCGGCGCCGGCGCCGCGCCGUGGCUGCGGGCCGCGCCGGGCGCGUGGGCGCUGCCGCGGCGCGAGUUCACACAGCGCUUCUUCAGGGCCGCGCGGACGGGGAAGCUGCACAGCCGCGUCGCGCUGCGGCUGGCGGGGCCGUUUGAGACGUUCUGGGCGCCAAUCUACAACACAGUGGAAAUCGACCUAGUGCUCACCCCUGUGGAGGCGGACGCCGGCGCCGACGUGUCGAUCUGCUACCCUUGGACCGACGCCGGCGGCCGCCCGCUCGACCUCGGGCGCGGGGACCUGCCCAGCGCCGUCUGGCCCUCGCCGCGCCGCGGGGCGGCGUGGAGCCCGUUCAGCAGAGGGGGGCGCGACUACGUGCGGUUUGCAGGGCCGGGGGUGAUGGUGGGGUGCGCGUAUGGGGCGGGGGAGGACGGCGUGCUGGCUGAGGACGAGUUUGUGUAUUUCGCCAUGGCCCGCGUCUCGUGA
Molecule: messenger RNA, 975 nt
Organism: Monoraphidium neglectum
Lineage: Eukaryota; Viridiplantae; Chlorophyta; Chlorophyceae; Sphaeropleales; Selenastraceae
Exons: 3
Coding region: 1-975 (324 amino acids)
Source: RefSeq, a predicted model, not a curated record